Messenger RNA from Python bivittatus (Burmese python), 1801 nucleotides. RefSeq names its product potassium voltage-gated channel subfamily E regulatory subunit 2 (gene KCNE2). NCBI's taxonomy places the organism in Eukaryota, Metazoa, Chordata, Lepidosauria, Squamata, Pythonidae. Gene Ontology annotation, biological process: regulation of heart rate by cardiac conduction; negative regulation of delayed rectifier potassium channel activity; ventricular cardiac muscle cell action potential. The record is from RefSeq and is a predicted model, not a curated record. Gene Ontology annotation, molecular function: voltage-gated potassium channel activity involved in ventricular cardiac muscle cell action potential repolarization; transmembrane transporter binding; delayed rectifier potassium channel activity. Gene Ontology annotation, cellular component: membrane; voltage-gated potassium channel complex.
CCUUGUUCUCCUCAAGAAUAUCACAACAGUGUUAAUAUAUGUCCUUCGUUAGUAAGAAUUUCCUUGUACAGAAAUCCAGAAGAGGUCAGUUAACUGAAAUAUGGCUGCUUUUCAAAACUUCACCCGUUCUCUGGAAGAGACUUUCAAGAACAUUUUUAUUGAUUAUAUGAACAAUUGGCGUAGAAACACCACAAUGGAAGAAAAUGCCUUGCAAGAAAGAGUUGAUGCUGAAAACUUAGAUUAUGUCAUUUUGUAUCUGAUGGUAAUGAUUGGCAUUUUCUCUUUCAUAAUUGUGGCAAUCUUAGUAAGCACAGUGAAAUCAAAGAGACGAGAGCAUUCCAAUGACCCUUAUCAUCAAUACAUUGUGGAUGAUUGGAGUGAAAAGUUAAAAACCCAGAUUCUGUUCCAAGAUGAUCUUAAAUCCAUUGUCCAUGAAAAUUUUGGAGUAAAAGACAAAGCUAGCCAUAAUCACUAAAAACUGUAUUAAGAAGAAUUGAAGAACUGGGAUGAGGGGUUAGGUGGUUAUUCUCUAAUGUAGUGGCCUCCAGAUAUGGUAGAACUUGUAUUCUGUGUGUAACUAUAGGAUAUCAGAUUAAGUUAAACGUUAAGAUUCAAUAUCUACAGGCAGACAAUAACUUUGUUAGUACUAACCAACUAUGCACACAAACAAAACAAAGCUUUCUAGAUAUCUUCAUCAGCUGAAGAAAUUACAAGCUGGGUUAAAUCAGGGAAGCUAGUUUAUAUUCUGAAAUUCCAGGCAGUCACUCUUCUAAGAAUUUUUAUAAGGCUGAGUGAUUAAAUGAUUAUAAAAAAAUAUAAAAAUACAUCAACUGCUUUACCAAAGAAAAGGGGUGAUGCCACCCAGAUACUAUGAUACUUCUUCCAGAGAGACAUUCCACCACCACCACCACUACCACCACCUUUUUUUUGUUUUUUGCUUCACCUAACCUGCCACCAGAAGAAGCCAGAGGACCAGAACUCUGUCACCUCCAACUCUUUCCUGCUUCAUCAGUUGUGACCGGGCCCAUCGUCCUCAGCGAAGCCCCUGGAAUCUGCCAGCCCAGAAACAGGAAAGAAAGCUGCAAUAAGCAUCUCUACCUGUUCAAGGAAUUUGCUGGUUAAACCACUCAUCAUUGUUCUUAUUAGGGUAUUACAUGAACUGCUCUGGACGUCUUGCCAGCAGAUGAACAAGACAAUCCUGAUCAACAAAUGAAGCAAUUCAGCCUUUAGGAAAUAUUAGCACUUUUUACAUUUUAAUUUGUGCAAAAGUAGGAAAGUAAUUGUUAAGCUGAAUAACUAUUUUAGCCUUAAUUUUUGAAACAAAUGUGAAAAAAUAGCUUUAUCCAAGAUUUAUGCUGUUCAGAAUCAGAAAUUUCCAAAUUUAGCAAAGCAUUAAGACCAUUGCUUUUAUUUACUGUUUCUGUUUUACAACUGAUCUUCUUCAGCUACACUAACAGGGAAAAAAUUGAGAGUUAAAAUCCACAAAGGAAAACUUUAUUCCCCAGUUAACAUAAUGAUUUAUCUCACUUUUGUUAUUAACAUUCAGAAUAUCUGCAUCCUUCGAAUUUCUUAAUCUUCCUGAUCAAGAGAUUGAUAAUGACCCAUCCAUCUAGAUGAAAACACCCAAUUGGUUUGGCCAAUUUCAAAGAGCCAGUGGGAAACCACCAGGAAACCCCUGGAUAUUGGUAAAAAAAAAAAUUCUGAAUGAAUACUUCUGUAUUGUUGCCAACAAAGCCAUAGGAGUUCAAUUCAACUUGAAGACUUUACUUUUAACUUAAUAAAUGACCUUCUAGUCCAGGGA